This is a messenger RNA of Scomber scombrus (Atlantic mackerel), 7309 nucleotides long. RefSeq names its product supervillin a (gene svila). Gene Ontology annotation, cellular component: cytoplasm; actin cytoskeleton. Bases 134 to 6436 code for a protein of 2100 amino acids. NCBI's taxonomy places the organism in Eukaryota, Metazoa, Chordata, Actinopteri, Scombriformes, Scombridae. The record is from RefSeq and is a predicted model, not a curated record. Gene Ontology annotation, biological process: cytoskeleton organization; barbed-end actin filament capping; actin filament severing. The transcript has 32 exons. Gene Ontology annotation, molecular function: actin filament binding; phosphatidylinositol-4,5-bisphosphate binding.
UAUAGAGGGCGAGGUGCAUCCAUCUUUGCUACCUAGCUUGGUGGCCAACCGGCUUCUGGAGGAGGAUACACCACGAUACACCAGGGCCUCUGACCCAUUUGAGCCCUGUGGUGUCACAGUUCAGCGGUAUGGCAUGGAAGAAUUUGAAAGCCCAGAAAUGCAGAUGACUGCUCCAGAGCGACAGUCCAGAGCUCGUUGCAGACCAGACCCUCAGUCCGCUAUUCACACAGAGCCAGUCUACCGUUCAGUGUCCACCACCAGUGCCCCAGAGCUAGAGUCCAAGGCUGAACGAAUCGCCCGCUACAAGGCAGAACGUCGCCGGCAGCUAGCUGAGCGCUAUGGCAUCUCUUUGGAUCAUGAGCCCGAUGUGGACAAUCCUUCGCGCUACACUCGGACCCAGAAAGAGUCUGAAGACUCAGAGAGAAGAAGUAAAGGGGAGUCAGUUGGGGAGGAUGGGAGAGACAUCAAUCUGAGUUCCUACAACAGCACUUCUGCCACUAGUUCAAGGGCAGGACGCACAGUGCCCCAGCACGGCCACCCUGACCCGGGCUACGAGAUGGGUCGAACUAGAGUGGACUCGUUCUCAGAGAGAGAGAGGCUCAUGAACCUGGAGAAUCAACGCAGGGCUGCUCCUCCUGAGCUGCCACCCUCUUCCUCAUACAUGGAUGUGACAUCAUUGUCCUCCACUGCCAGGGUGCCUGCUAAGGACUAUUCAGUCACAGGGGUGCCACCCAGUUCACCGAAGAUGAGCAGGCAUGCUUCCCUCUCCUCACCUAAACAUGGUGUGUCUCCUGGGGACCUCUUCAUCGAGCAGCAGGCCCACAACAUCCUCAGCAGACACGGAAUCAGAGUUAGGGAGAGGCUUGUGAGGGAGGAAGGUCGCCAGAGGAGCCCAGAGCUGGGAAACGUUACAGACGCCCCGUUGUACCGCAGACAAUAUCAACACCAGUCCCAGCCUUCUACACACUACCACUCAGACCCACCGAGCCCCCAGCAGGUCUACUCCCACCACCAACCCCACCAUCACCCCCAGGCUCAGCUCACCCGAUCUGGACUGCAAGGAGGACAGGAAGGCGGUGGAUACCCCAGUUAUCUGUCCAUGGCUUCUGGUGCUCCAUCCAGAGGUGGACAACAGCAGGAGGAAGAGAUUGAGGAGUCGGAGGGCGUGAAGACAGAGGGCCUUCUGAAGAGCAGGAAAGCAGUGCUGCCUUCGGAGAUUCGACGCAGGGAGAGGAGCACUGAAGACCCACGGAGAGGAAGGGUGGAAGAGGAGCUGGGGAUGUCCAGGGUGCAGGCUGAGAUAGAAGAUCCUGCAAGAGGAGGACGGAGAGGUAGGUGGGAGGAAACGGAACCCGCCACCCAUCUGCAAGCAGUGGAGAGCAGGCCCAGAGAGCGGGAUAACGCCAUUUAUAUCCAGAAAGGGGUGACCACCAGCCAAAUCCAACCCAGAGCGACGAAUGCAGGCCCAGAAGGCUCCAUCUCCAGCACAGCGUUCAAUCGCUCUUUAUCAGACGUCGGAGGUCCACGAGCGCCAACUCAGAGGAACCUGCACCACCAGACCCAGGAUCCCCGGGAGGUCAGGGAGCGCGAAGGCUUCAGUAAUGGAGAGAGUCACCAGGACACCCGAAUGUCUGUGGCCCAGCUCAGACAUUCCUACAUGGAGAGCACCACCACCCCUCCAACCAGCCGCAAGACCGAGCUUGAGGUGGAGGAGGGCAACAGGGCGCUUGCAGGCUACGAGGCCCCGUGGAGAGGGGAGAGGGACAGGGGGCGUAGAACCCGACAGUAUAUCUAUCCAGGGGAGAAUAGAAAGACCUCAGAGAGGUUUAGGACACAGCCCAUCACUUCUGCUGAGCGCCAGGAGACUGAUAGGUCCUGUGUGAGUUCAGAGUUUGCUCCCGCAGAAGCUGAUGAAGAGAAGCUAGAUGACCUGGCCAAGCUGAGCGUGGCAGCCAAGCGCUCUCUCUUUAGGGAGCUAGAGAAGAACGUUGAUGGUGGAGCUCCUAAACCAAGAUCCAGGAAUGCAGCGGUGGACAGGAGGCUAAGACGUACACAAGACCGAUCCAGAACUCAGCCGGUCACCACUGAAGAGGUCGUCAUCGCCGCCACCCUGCAGGCAUCCUCGCAGCAGAGCGCCGCCGCCCGGGAGCAGGCGCGGGAGGCCAGGCAGGCGCAGGAAACCAAGGAGGCUCAAAUCACCAAGGAAGCUCAAGGCCCCAAGCAGGCGUCCAAAAUGGAAGAAAAAGUCCAGAGUCAGAGUCCGUCUCAGGACGAGCCCGACCUCUGCACCCUCAGCCUGGCAGAAAAGAUGGCGCUGUUCAACCGGCUGGCUCAGCCUCCCUCCAGGGUUACCCGCACCAGAGGGGACACACGCCAGCGCAGGGCCAACGCUCGCUACCAGACGCAACCCAUCACCCUGGGUGAUAUGGAGCAGCUUCAAAACGGUGCAGGCUCUCGUUACGGACACCUCCCUUCUUCAUCAUCAUCCUCCUCCGCUCUGAGACCAGGAGGCACCGUCUCCACCGACCACGCCGGAGACAUCCACAUACCCAUAGGUGCCACCCGGGUCGAGGCCAACCCUCCCAGCUCUGACAGGCCUCUGCCCGCUUGCCAACCGGACGGCCCGGCCCGGAGGCCCCAGGAGUCAGCGGACCAGCAGAGGCAAACUUACCAGGUCGUCCCCAAGGGAGAAGAAGGAGCUGAUCUGGGUGGAGGGAAGAGGAAGCUGGUUUCUCCUGAGGGGGCGAUCAGGCAGGCAACUCUGCCCCAGCCCCAGUCUGGAAGAGAGAGGAGGGAGGAGGAGGAGGAGGAGGAAUUGGUGGGGGUGGUGGAGGAGGUGGAGCAGUGGCUGGCCAGACAGAGGGGAGACAGAGCUUUGCAGAGCUCAGAGAGCCACAUGUUACAGGAGAGGCAGGAGCAGAGGGGGUAUCAGAGGGAGGAAGCACACUACCCAGUCAGGGCCAUCAGUGGAGAGCCGCCGGAGCCCACUGUGGUGACACCCAGAGCACCGUCUGGUUCGCCCGGGAGUCAACCUCCAGCAGCGGACACUUACCCAGACGACGGCGGACACACAACCGACCUGUUCCAGCCUGACUUUGAAGACGAUCUGAGCGACAUGAUGAGUGCCAGACACAUGUCCAUCAGAGACAGGGUGGCCUUGUUAAAGAAGAGCGGCGAGCAGGACUGGAGGAACAGGAUCAAUAAGAAACAGGAUGUGGUGAAGGCUGCUGUGGACGAACAGCACGCUGAGCUGUGGGAGGUGGAGCAGAGCUUCAAGAAGAAGAGGAUCGCUGAUGCUGAGAUGGAGUGUCAGCAGGCCGAGUCUCACAUGUCCAUCCAGGAGAGGAAACAGCAGAUAGUGGCCCAGGAGGAGGCCUGGAAGAGUAAAGGCCACGGAGCCGCCAACGACUCCACCCAGUUCACCGUGGCUGCGCGCAUGGUGAAGAAAGGUUUGGCUUCCCCCACUGCCCUACAGUCUCCAGUUCUGUCCAAACCUAAAACCAGCUGCCCUGCCAUCUCCAAACCACAUGAAGAGAUCAAGGCCGUACCAGAUCUGAACUUGGAGUCAGACAUGAAGCUGGAUAAACUGGAGUCAUUCCUGGGCAAGCUCAACAGUAAAGUUUCUGGACUGCCAGAAUCUACCAUCACAGUGACAGAGAAGAAGGUAAAGGAAGUGAUGAGCCUCGAAGAUGAAACCUUUUCCAAGUUCUACCGCCAAGUGGAGGACCUGCCCACCAUCACCAACAAGGUGGAGAUAGACGACAACUUUGACGCCAUCUUCGGCACUCAGGGGGCAAAGCUAACGUCAGAGAUGGUGCAGCAUAAGCGAGCGGUGCGUCCGACGCGUAACGUCCAGGCGUCCAGGAACCCUCUGAAGAUGCUGGCUGCCAGAGAGGACAUCAGACACGAGUACACAGAGCAGAGGCUCAACAUCGGCCUGCUGGAGAGCAAGAGGAUGAAGGCAGAGAAGAUGAAUAAGAACUCUGGUUUCUCUGAGGUGGCUCUGGCCGGUCUGGCCAGCAAAGAGAACUUCAGCAACGUCAACCUACGUAGCGUCAACAUCUCGGAGCACAUGUCCAACAACAGCGCCGUGCCUUACAAGAAACUCAUGCUCUUGCAGGUCAAAGGCCGUCGCCACGUCCAGACCAGGCUGGUGGAACCCAGAGCAUCCUCCCUGAACAGCGGCGACUGUUUCCUGCUCAUCACUCCUCACUUCUGUUUCAUCUGGACCGGAGAGUUCGCCAACGUCAUCGAGAAGAACAAGGCUUCAGAGUUGGCUAACUUCAUCCAGAGCAAGAGAGAUUUGGGUUGUCGUUCUAAUUACGUCCAGACCAUCGAGGAGGCCGUCAACUCGCACAACCACGCCUCCAAAGAGUUCUGGAAGAUCCUGGGAGGACAGACGAGUUAUCAAUCGGCAGGAACGCCAGAUGAAGACGAGCUGUACGAGGGCGCCAUAGUGGAGACGAACUGCAUCUACCGUCUGGUGGAGGACAAACUGGUUCCAGAUGAUGAUUUUUGGGCCAAGAUGCCCCGCUGCUCCCUGCUCAACCCAAAAGAGGUUUUGGUUUUCGACUUUGGCAGUGAGAUGUACAUAUGGCACGGGAAGGAAGUGACGCUGGCUCAGAGGAAGGUGGCCUUCCAGCUGGCGAAGCACCUGUGGAAUGGCACCUUCGACUACACCAACUGUGACAUCAACCCGCUCGACCCGGGAGAGUGCAACCCGCUCAUUCCUAAGAAAGGUCAGGGUCGUCCUGACUGGGCGGUGUUCGGCAGACUGACUCAACACAAUGAAACCACCCUGUUCAAAGAGAAGUUUGUGGACUGGAGCGAUUCCAGGAAAACACCCAGCCCCACAAAAUACAUUAACGACCACGUCACAGAUCAGAAGGAGCAGUCCACGUCUGAUCAGCCCCGUGCGUACGACGCCUCCCUGAUGCUGCCCAUCCAUGGAGCGCCAGUCGGCACCAAACUGGACGGGUUCAACGUGGGGCGAGGCUACGGCCUGGUGGAGGGGGAAGAGUGGCGGAGCUACGAGGUCAGCACGCUGGGGGUGGAGGUGUGGCACAUCCUGGAGUUUGAUUACAGCCGCGUGCCGCGCCAGAGCAUCGGCCAGUUCCACGAGGGAGACACCUACGUGGUGAAGUGGAAGUACAUGGUCAGCGCUGCGGUUGGGAGGAGACAGAACCCGGAGCAGCUGAAGACAGCGGGGCCCGGGAAAGAGAAGUGCUGCUACUUCUUCUGGCAGGGCCGCAACGCCACCGUCAGCGAGAAAGGAACAUCGGCUCUGAUGACGGUGGAGCUGGACGAGGAGAGGGGAGCGCAGGUUCAAGUUCAGCAAGGUAAGGAGCCUCCGUGUUACCUGCAGUGCUUCAAAGGAGGGAUGGUCGUCCACUCAGGGAAGAGAGAAGAGGAAGAGGAAAACUCCCAGAAUGACUGGCGUCUGUAUUGUGUGCGUGGGGAGGUGGCAGUGGAGGGCCACCUGCUGGAGGUAGCCUGUCACUGCAGCAGCCUGCGUUCCAGGGUCUCCAUGGUGCUGCUGAGUGUCAGCCAGGCUCUCAUCUACCUGUGGCACGGCUGCAAGUCUCAGACUAACACGCGGGAGGUGGCGCAUACCGCAGCCAGCAAGAUCAAAGAACAUUGCCCUCUAGAAGCAGGUCUCCACAGCAGCAGCAAGGUGACCAUUGUGGAAUGUGAUGAGGGAGCAGAGCCCACGGGAUUCUGGGAGGCCCUCGGGAGGAGGGACAGAAAAGCGUAUGACUGCAUGCUGCAAGACCCCGGCAGGUUUAACUUCACGCCUCGUCUCUACCAGCUGAGCAGCAGCUCCGGGGAGUUCACAGCUGUGGAGUUUCUCUAUCCGGCCAGAGAACCCAGGCACGUCAACUCUAUGCCUUUCCUGCAGGAGGACCUGUAUACAGCUUCCCAACCAGCCCUGUUCCUGGUGGACAACCAUCAUGAGGUGUACUUGUGGCAGGGCUGGUGGCCUCAGGACAGCGAAAGCACCGGCUCCGCUCAGAUCCGCUGGGACUCAGACAGGAAGUGUGCGAUGGAGACAGUGUUGCAGUACUGUAAAGAAAAGAACGACAAAAAGCCUCCCAAAGCGUAUCUGAUCCACGCCGGUCUGGAGCCGCUCACCUUCACCAACAUGUUCCCCAGCUGGGAGCACAGAGAGGACAUCGCUGAGAUCACUGAGAGGGAGGCGGAGGUGUGUAACCAGAUUAUCCUGGUGGAGGACGUGUUGGCCAGGCUGUGUAAGACCACAUACCCUCUGUCGGAUCUGCUGGCCCGGCCGCUGCCCGAGGGCGUCGACCCUCUUCGCCUGGAGGUCUACCUGUCUGAUGAGGACUUUGAGAAAGCCCUGGACAUGACCAGAGAGGAGUACGGAGGUCUGCCCAGCUGGAAGCAGGUGAACUUGAAGAAAGCCAAAGGACUUUUUUAAACGUUUGAAACAGAGAGAUGAACUGAAGACAUCAGGAAAAAGCGACCGAGCUGUUGUUUUGUCUCCUCUUUUGUUUACGGGUCACAACGGAGGCUCAGGAGCUGCCUCUCCUGAGCUUGACCCUGUGUCGGCGGGUUGAGGAUGGACGAGAGGAGAGGAGACGAUCAGAGGACGGAAGGUGUGCCAGCUUCUCGUCUCCUCUGCUUUCCGUGUUGGUGUUUGGGUUCUGCACGUAGGAGACAAAUGUAGGUGGAUGCACUUCUGAGCGGAUGUGUUAAUAGCGCUUCCUUAAAGUCACUCUAUUAAUGUAUGUACAUAUGUACCAUACCCUGAACAGCCAGUGCCCUUACAUUGUCAUGCAGCCAUCUGUUGGAGUGGGGAGCAGGCCUGCUAGCCUGUCUGACACACUCCUCAUCAGACUAUCUGCUAUUAUGUAUGUAUGUUUGUGCAUUACAAAUAAUUUAUAUUUAUAUCAAAUCCACAUAGGAGUCUUUUUUUUUUUUUUUUUUAAAGAAAGCUUCCCGAAUAAUCACUGAGCUAAAUAAAUUGUAUAAUUAAUAUUGAGGAAGCUUGUGUCAUAUGUUGUUAAAUAUUACGGAUAUUACGGUAAUCCUCUCUCGCUGUACAGUUCACCGUUUGCCACUUACAAAUCAGAAUGAUGCAGCUUCAUUCUGAUGCCUCUAGUGUCAUUGUUUCAGGUAGAAGAAAGAAUACAGGAGCUAGGCAGCCAUCAUGAAAUGUAUUUGAUUUUUAAAAUCCUCCAGUGUAUAGUGCCUUGCUUUUGUGUACAGUUUAUAUACAGAUCCUAGUCUGCAUUUUGAAGACUUUUUGUGAUAUAAAGAACUAUUAGAGAAAUAAAACCUGCAAGUUGAA